AUGUCGCUUGAUGACAGCGACAUUGAUCUAAAGCUGAUUUAUAACGAUUUAAAGGUUUCCAUGGAUUUUUCAAAAGAUCAUAUCUUAAAUUAUUCGAAAUGCUUGAGAUUUCUGCAGUUGCAUAUUGUCCAAUAUCUAAAGAAACAUGCAACGAGGUCCAAUGCGGAUCGUUCUUCAACAGAACAAAACAGGAUAGAUCCUGGGGGCUAUAUAAUAAGGAAGAACUGCAAUACUAUUCCGAUAAGUAUUCGGGCUGCUGCCAGGCGGGAUCCGGCAACGGGAAUGUUUAAGAAACCUGUUGAGCUGCUGCAGAGUGAUCUAGUAUGUUCAUGUCUGGAUAUGAGGUCGUAUAGAUAUGUUGGGGAUUUUAAUAAAAGGGUUUUGAAGAUAAGAACUGCAAUUUUGAAGAUGAUUCAAACGGAAAUAGGAAGCCAAUGA
This is a messenger RNA of Helobdella robusta, 438 nucleotides long. RefSeq lists its product as hypothetical. Lineage: Eukaryota; Metazoa; Annelida; Clitellata; Rhynchobdellida; Glossiphoniidae. The record is from RefSeq and is a predicted model, not a curated record. The coding region runs from base 1 to 438 and encodes 145 amino acids. The transcript is spliced from 4 exons.